This is a messenger RNA of Electrophorus electricus (electric eel), 2859 nucleotides long. NCBI's taxonomy places the organism in Eukaryota, Metazoa, Chordata, Actinopteri, Gymnotiformes, Gymnotidae. The record is from RefSeq and is a predicted model, not a curated record.
GGCAGACACGGCAGCACUCUGAUAGGUACAUCCUCUUGGCAGAGGUUUUUCAGUAAGUGUUGUCUGGGCGUGGAGAGAGGCGUACCAGGCCAGAAACAGCAAGAGAACAGAGGUACAGACAUUCAAGUCAGCUCUGCUGAGAUUGUUCAAACAGCCAGAAGCAUGGAAGAGCUCCAUAGAGCCAUGCAUCUCACAUUCUCUGUGGAAGAACAAAAUGGCAGUGGCAUUGCUUGCCCUUGUGACUCUUCCCCUGUUUCUCACAGGACCAGCAGUAACUUAAGUCAUAGUAGCACAUAUUGCCCCACUGAUGUGAAGAUGGUAAAGGUCUGUAUCAGUGAAGUGUCCUCCACUGAGGACAGAACCAAAAAAGCCACUGCACAAUCGAACGACCCAGCCGUGGUGGACCAUGUCAAAACUCAUAAUGACGAUUGUAACCAAGAUGCGACUUUGGCGUUCCAUAAGACCAAGAUCAUCAGUGUUGAUUCUGCAAGGGCCCUGGGUCCUGCUGCCUGUGGUACCGCCGAUGAGAAAAGACACAGUGGUUCAGAGACAAACGUUGACCCUGCAGGGAGAGAGGACUGUGUUGUCAGCUCUGCUAACCCACCUUUCAGUGCCUCCAGCGAGAGCUGCAGCACUGUCGGCUCUGGAGAGAUGGUUUUCAGAAGUAACAGUUUCCUGCUCCAUGAGUCUGAUCAGCUACUGAGUGCUUCGCUCCUAGGUGAAUCCUCAGAUAUGCAGUCUGAGGCUGGCUUGGUGCUGGGCUUACUCCCUGAUGUCUGUGAGGGACUUGUUAAUAGCAAGGUCAGUACUUCAGGUACUGAAGCCAAACAUCAGGAAUUGGGGGUCACCUUCAUCCAGCCUUGUAAUCAUACUUACAUUAUGGAAGAGGAGGUCUUCCAAUCACCGUUAGGUACUUUAGGUCCUCUGAAAGGAACUGCGACGCACAGGUCGCCGCACAUGGUCACGGUCAUAGAUCGAUCUGAAGGUGUCGCACCAGUUCAUUGUAACAAAAGUCAUUUAGAGGGUCAGCAGAUGUCAUUGAGAACCAAUGGGUCCACUCACUCCACACCAGCUGAGGGAAAGACGUUCCAGCUCUGCACCUCUGAGGAGUUAGACAUCAGUGGUAAUGUCCAAACUUCUACUCCUGUUCAGUCUUUGGGCUCCAAAACCUUUUCCCACCUCUCCCUCUCAAACUCUCCUCUUAGCAAAAGUAGGAGUGAUCUGGGGAGUCCUUUGGCCCAAGACCAGCAAAGUUCUGUUUCUCUGAAUCCCAAAACACCUUUGACUGCACCAAUCAAAAGUAACAAAAUAGAGAUCAAACGGUUUGCCAAGCCUGACUUAAGUAAUGUAAAAUCAAAAAUUAUAGAAAGACCUGUCAGUGGCUUAAAGUCAUCAGGUGAGGCAGUGAUGAAGGCUUCACCAAAUAUCACACAUCAAGCCUCCACAAAUCAGACGACAAAGACUUCCCAUUCUAUACAACGCAAGGCAUCUCUUACCAAGUCUACCUCUGCAGUUUCUUGCAAUUCCCCUGUCAUACCUCCCUGCAGUAGCUUUAAAAGGGACCAAAGCACUGGAAUCAAAAGAAUCAGUUCAUCUGCUUAUCAAGAACGAGGAACCACUCCAAAGUCCCAGCCUCGCACACAGUCUGAGACAUGCUCCUCACCUCAGACUACUAUGGAAGAACCUAGCGAGAAAGACGCACGAGUCAAAACAACCUUAAACAGUUUCACCACUAAAAAAACCUCAUCUGCAGUGUAUGUGCUGAAACGACCUGGGCUGGCCAAGUUUGCAGACAGAAAUACUUCUUCUAGAGAAGACAAAGGGUUCAUUGAGUCACUCAACAUAUGCGGGAAACCCCAGAAGCCCAGUCCAAAAGCGGACCCGUCCACACUGGCAGGGGCGGCAGCAUGCGACUGGAGCCGAGACAGACCUGGCGCCUCGCCAUCGGUGUCCAGGACGGGAGGCACCAAAGCCGCGCGAGCCCCAGUUGCAAACCUUCGGCCGCCUGCUCCGUUGACAUCAAAGCCCAAGGCUGGCCCAGUGGGGAGAAAUGGCUGCACCACCACAGACAUGCCUUCCCCAAGGAGCAAACGGGGCAUGAGCCGAGGUAGUUCAAAAAUGCACCUUACUGAAAACACAGGAGCUGAGGUUUCAGGGACAGCACGUUCCAGACUCCUCAUACCUGCUGCUCACACACAUGUUUCAGCCUCGAAAUUGCCAGUGAAGCCUCGAGCACGACCCAGAAGUCCCAGGGCUUCCACCAGCCAUGCAAAGCCAGAUUAUGUAGAUCCUUCACCAGGGGUUUCUAGAAGACCCCCAACUAGCAGGACGACUUCAGUUAGAACCAGACUCCAAAGUCAGCCUCCCAGAUCAUCACAGUCAGGAUGCAAGAACACAUCAUCAUCAUCUUCACAAGCGUCAGUGAGGGCUGCUUCGAGUGUCUUGAAAACCCAAGCCUCACCACGACCCGUACGACUCCCUGGAGCUUUAUCAGUCGACAAGGGCAGGGUGAAGGCGAGCACGCGGGGCCAGGCCAGCGGCCAGCCAGACCUUGUGCCGCCGGAGACCAAGCCACGCGGCGUGGAGUACUACAAGACUUUGUGCGAGAGGAAGAACCAGACCAUUCAGCAGCUGAAGAGCAGCUUCCGCGCCAGCAGCCGCAGGUUCGAGGCCAUCGCCGUGGUGGUGCAAAACCUGUAUGCUGAGCACGAAGACACUGUGAAAACGGCGGCAGGAGCUUUCUCUGGAGCUGCUGAACUUGCACGAGAGACCUCGUGAGUUCCGUCCAGGCUUGCGAGCGUUUGGAGCAGGACAAGGAAGAGCUGCGUGCUGCGUUUGAUGGAGUGCUGCAGAAGGUGC